This is a messenger RNA of Carassius auratus (goldfish), 1371 nucleotides long. Its product is annotated as caveolae-associated protein 4a-like. Lineage: Eukaryota; Metazoa; Chordata; Actinopteri; Cypriniformes; Cyprinidae. Gene Ontology annotation, biological process: regulation of gene expression. Bases 152 to 1141 code for a protein of 329 amino acids. The transcript has 2 exons. The record is from RefSeq and is a predicted model, not a curated record. Gene Ontology annotation, cellular component: caveola; cytoplasm.
UGAACAGGGUGGAGUUUGUCAGAUUCCACUGGGGUCUCUCUCUUGGAGUGUCACUUUCUCUCUGUACUGUGUGUUUGAUUCCGUCUGGCACUUUAUUAAUCUCUGGCCCAGUAGCUUUACUUUCAGGGAAGUGUGAAAGGGAGAAUUGGAGAUGGAAAAGAGAGGAAAUGUAAUGCCGGGGGUCGAGGAUGAAUCCGGGCAGCCUGUCUCGGCCUUGUCGAUUCUCUCUCUGUUAGAACGCGUGUCUACGAUCAUUGAAGGUGUCCAGGCCAGCCAGCAGCGCAUGGAGGAGCAUCAGCAGCAGCUCGAAAGCUCGGUGAGCUCUGUCCAAUCUGAGCUUCUCAAAUUAGCUCAAGACCAUGGCGCCACGGCCACAACCGUUGACAAACUACUGCAGAAAGCCCGCCGCGUGAGUGCACACGUUAAAGAAGUAUGCUCACGUGUGGAGAAACAGAAUGUGCGUGUGAAGAAAGUGGAAACUACACAAGAUGAGCUGCUCACCCGCAACAAGUUCAGGGUUGUUAUCUAUCAGGGUGAAACUGAAGUUCCCUCUGUUGCUGUCACCAAGACUCCCAAGGGGGCAGGGCUUGCUAACUUGGAGGUGGAGCCAGAUGAGUAUGAAAUCCCUGCUGACCUAUCAUCUGAUGAUGAGUACAUGGUGGUUGAAGAAGCAGAAUCAUCACGGGGCGCCCGUCUGAAACAGAGCGGGUUAAAAGGCAUCGAGAACAUCAAAGCAGCGUUCUCCAAAGAGAACAUGAACAAGACCCGUGAGAAGACACGGGAAAACCUCAGCAAGACCAAGGAGAGCCUUAGUAAGACGGGCCAAACACUCGGAACCAAAAUCAACACCUUGGGUGAGAAGAUCGUGCCCCCUGAGCAGCGAGACAAGAUCCGUCAGGGCAGUGAGAGGCUGAAGGAAAACAUUGCUAAGACAGCACCUAAUAAAGAAUCGUUCAGAAUCAAACUGAAGAAGGAACGCACAGUCGCUGAGGGCCAAGAGGGAGCGGAGGGGGAGUCUGCUGUGACUCCUCCCAAAGGCAGGAAAUCUAGCCCAGAUGUGACCUACACAGAGGUGGCCAGCGAGAACAAGAGGGAAGGUCCAGUAUCGGAGGCGGGAGCAACCCGUGUCCAAGAAGACUGAACACAGAAAGGAAGGAAAUAAACAUAGAUAUAAUACAGAGAUAGAAAGUAGUUCAUGAGUAAGUGGAAGAAAAAGGGGGUCUUUUCAUAAAAAAUGUGCUCCAGAAUGUGAGAGUGUAUGAGUAUAUGUGUUGGGUUGCCAGAUUAAUCAACAGUGCAAGCAGAUGUGUUUGUAUCAUUUCUGUUACCAUAAGCCACAUGUGAAAUGUAUUAAAAUGUGAAAACAUGCUG